AUGCCCUCCCCCGCAGCUCCUGCAGGCCACGAUCAAACCUCCAAAACUACCACCUCAAAGCCAAAGAGAAUAACCAACCCCCUCCGUAUUCUCAUCCUCACACCCUCGACUCAAUCAAACCAGACAAUCCCUGUUCUGUUACAAUCACUAACCGGCGUACCCGCCACACCGCCUCUUUCUUCUUUGUCAUCGUCGACAGAUAAUCCAGAGCAGAAGCAGUCAUUUGCAGGCUACACAACCCACGCCCCAUUCCAAAUAUCGAAUAAAUACUACUCCGCCGACGUACCAAUAUGGGUUGACGAGAUUCCCACAGCCUCAUCACCCCCUCAAUCAUCAACUGUCGCUACUAUCCCUACCAACGAAGAGGCGAUAGAAAGCACCUCGCAAUGGAAAACAAGCUUCCUAUCCGAUGAAGCGCGCGAAGUGCGUGACGCAAUUGGCGCUAUAGUUCUGUGUGUACGCAAUCCGGCGCUGGCGAUUAGUAGGGCGGUGCCGAAGGAGGCAUUAAGUCUUGCUACUACGGUCGGUUCUUCGACGUUACAAACGGCCAUUGAGGAGGACAGCAAGGAUGCAGCUGAGAGGGAGGAUGUACGAUCUAUCAAGGAGUUGAUGGGGAUUGUGAGUGAACUCAAAAGCAAGAUUGAGGAGGAGCGGAAUGGCGGUGAUGAAGAUGAAGGCGAUCUGGUGGGAGGGGCAGAAGUUCCAGGGAUAUUAGUUCUGAUUGAUGAACACCGCUCCUUGUCAUCAAUUUCGAAAAAGAAGCACGGAUCCGGGAUUGAUGAUGAUGAUGAAAACCUCCAGGCUGAAGAACCAUUUUCGUCAUCCUGGUGGGAAGAGGUACUUUACGAGCAGGGCAUAUUUGGUAUGGAAGUUAUACAAUGGACGCCCUCUUCAUCAACCACAAACACAGAUGUACCAGAAACGAGAAAUAUAUACGGCGAAUUAGAAGGUUUACCGCGCCUGAAAGAGGUUCUGUCUACUCAUGAAUGGACUGCAUCUUCUUCAAGAGAUGUUGGCGACGAAGACGACGACGAUGACAUAAUGGCCUUCCUCAACAGCGAGACUAGAGGCGAGGAAAGCACCGGGUUCAAGUUCGAGGUUGAUCAACUCGAGCGUGAAAUGAUGGGUUUGCGAUUCGCUAUUAACGGUGGUGAUAACGAGGAUGAUGAUGCCCAUGAAGAGGAAGAAGACCCGGAGUUGCAAGUUGAGAAUCUUGAGGCGCUGAUGAUGCGUAUGAGGGCCAUCAAAGAUAUGUCAUCCGAUUUACCAGAGAGUAAACGCAAGGCAUUCGCGGCCAAGGCUGUUAAGGAUAUUAUGCGAGAAUUGUGA
Molecule: messenger RNA, 1329 nt
Organism: Talaromyces marneffei
Lineage: Eukaryota; Fungi; Ascomycota; Eurotiomycetes; Eurotiales; Trichocomaceae
Exons: 2
Coding region: 1-1329 (442 amino acids)
Biological process (GO): vesicle-mediated transport
Molecular function (GO): protein-macromolecule adaptor activity
Source: RefSeq, a predicted model, not a curated record